AUGCUGCACUUUGCUCUCUUCGUUGGCCUGACCCUGGCUCUGCGCGAAGAGUCGGGGAGGCUCUCUCUGGAUCGGGAUGCGGAUGGCUACGUUAUUGAUUCCGACCCAUGCAGCAGCCCCAGGGGCAGCGAUUACUGCCAGGUGUCAGUGCAAGCAGAGCUGCGAAAACUUCAAGGGGUAGAGGAUCCUGGUGCCCGCAUUGGCGCGAUCCUGGCGAUUCAGGACCAAGCUUCGAGGGCUUGCUGCAGCCAGGGCACAGACUACGACGAGUUUGUCUUCGAAAGCGCGGCGAAGCACAACAAGGGGAGCACCAGCGCACCACUCUUCGACAGCACGACGGCUCUGGUGGUCAUCGAUUUGCAGCAAGACUUCACUCAGGGAUCCUUGCGGCAGCCUUGUUGGGAUGUUGGCGGCAGCACCUUCCUCAGGAACACGGAGCAGCUCAUUCAAAAGGCUGCAUCUGCGGGUGCUACGAUCAUCGCCAGCAAAGACUUCCACCCGCCCGACCACUGCAGCUUCGCUGGGGAGGAGAAUUGCUUGAAUCAAAAGGACAAGCACGAGGGAACUGCCAAAGAGAGGUAUGUGAAUGACUUUCCAAGCCACUGCAGCUUCGAAUGGACGAAUGGCACGGCCGUGCCGCAGAAGGCUCCGGAAACGCCUUUCUGCAAAUUCAUGGACUCCAUCGAGGUGAAGGUGCCGUUCUGCGGGCAAUUUGACUUUGUCGGUACAGACUUCGACCCAGCUUUGGCUGAGGCGCUGUCUAGGGUUGACCGCAGCCAGGUGGAAGUCGUCUUCAAAGGCUUUCACCAAAAGUACGACUCCUUCAGUGCCAUGGAGCACCGCGAAACGCAAGAAGGUGCCAUGAGCGUCGAGGACGAGGAGAUCAGGUUUACAGGUGGCUAUGCUUUGUCCACUGCUCGAGACGAUGCCUGUCACGGCAAGUGGGAUCAAGCCGACUGCUACCCCACGAAGGAUGAGCUCUUCGGUUCAGGGAGGCGCAGCUUCGCAGAGAUACUUGAAGCACGCCGAAUCAAGAAGAUCGUUGUCACAGGCUUGGUCUACGACUUCUGCGUGAAGGAGACUGCCAUCUUCACGAGGGAGAACAGUCCUUCCACGGAGGUGUGGGUCUUGGCAGAUCUGACACGACCCAGCUUCGAUGGGAAGCCGGGAGCGCCCUACACCACUGGUCUAUGCGAUGGUCAGGAAGCCGAGAACGGCUAUUGCGCUGAAGGUGGUGGCACAAAGCAGUGGUACAAAAGGGUUUUGCAGGACUUCGUGGACAAUGAUGUGAAGGUGAAGCGCCUGGUCGAGCCGGAGUGCGCCUGA
Symbiodinium sp. CCMP2592 is the source of this 1326-nucleotide messenger RNA. NCBI's taxonomy places the organism in Eukaryota, Dinophyceae, Suessiales, Symbiodiniaceae. The record is from the annotation of a GenBank genome assembly.